Molecule: messenger RNA, 541 nt
Organism: Prorocentrum cordatum
Lineage: Eukaryota; Dinophyceae; Prorocentrales; Prorocentraceae
Source: the annotation of a GenBank genome assembly
GGAGAGCACCCAGAGGGCCGAGGAGCGGUGCCGCAAGACCGACGAGGAGCUGGGCGGCCUGCAGCGACGGCUGGAUCAGUCCUCGCGGAGGCGGCAGGACGACGACGCGGCCGCGCGGACCCUGCAGCACGAGCUGGCGGAGGCGAGGCGCGGCAGCGAGGCGCUCGGGCGGGGCAGCGAGGCGCUGCGGAGGGACCUCGGGCAGGAGCGGCGCGGCUCGCGGGGCUCCUGGGAGGCCCUGGACGCGGCGGUGCACGAGUCGCUGCAGGUUUCGAGGAGCGCUCUGGAGGCCUCGCACGGUGUGGGGCGGGACCUCGCCGCCCUGCGCGAGGAGAGCGGCGCUACCGCGGCCGACGCUGGUCGCGCCAGCGAGAACCACAUCCCCCUCUUGCGCGCGCAGUAGUAGGUUCGUCUGGUGGGGCGCCCGCCGCCCUGCGCGAGGAGAGCGGCGCCUCCGCGGCCGAUGCUGGUCGCACCAGCGAGCACCACAUCCCCCUCCUCCUCCGCCGCCUCCUCCUCCUCCUCCUCGUACUCCUCCUCC